This is a messenger RNA of Musca domestica (house fly), 1188 nucleotides long. RefSeq lists its product as uncharacterized. The record is from RefSeq and is a predicted model, not a curated record. The coding region runs from base 420 to 851 and encodes 143 amino acids. Gene Ontology annotation, biological process: positive regulation of voltage-gated potassium channel activity; regulation of synaptic transmission, cholinergic; sleep. Lineage: Eukaryota; Metazoa; Arthropoda; Insecta; Diptera; Muscidae. The transcript has a single exon.
CGUAUGGCGAUAACCAGAAAAGGCCAAAAAUUUAAAACAAGAAUAAAAACCAGCUUUGGUUGGGACCACUAAUCGAAGAGAGUUUUUAGAGAGAAAAACUCAAGAGUCGAUUUCACAGAGAAGUUGAGAACAAAAGAGAGGCUCACCCAAAAUGCGGGCCAUAAGUGACGCCAUGGAAAUGCCAAAGCAAAAUAAACCCAACAACGUGAAGCCAGUUCGUAAAUAAUGGAGAAACGUCAGUAUACAAUUGACAUUUGAGUGUUUUACUUUGGUUUGUCAAACGUUCAGUGGGACAGACAGACAGAAAAGGGAGACGAGUUUAAUAAAAUCAAAAUAAAAAACAAACAAACAAAAUAUUUUUGUUUUUGUAAAAUACCAACGCCGCAAAAGGGAAUAACGAAUCCAGGAAAAUCGGAAAUAUGUGGAAGCUCUUGUUACAAAGUGCAAUUGUGUGUGCUGCCCUAAGUUCGGUUUUGGCCAUUGAAUGCUAUGUGUGUGACGGUUCGGACACCAAUAAUCCCUUCCAGUGUGGCGAGUUUUUCGAACGCUUCGAUGAACCCGAUAUUCAACCACAAAACUGCUCCAAUGUCCACGGUGCCAAAUUCUGUAUAAAACAUGUGGGUCGUUUCGAGGGUGGUAUUGGUGCCAAACGUUUUUGCUCCUCCAAAGAUUUGGGCAACUAUUGUGACUAUGUACGCAACAAAGGUGAUCGCAUGGAUUACAGAUCGUGUAUUUAUACCUGCAGUACAGAUGGGUGUAACGCUGCCGCCAGUGUUUACCAACAACCUCUGCUCUCAGCGUUGAGUGUGGUGGUAGUAGUGUUGGGCCUAAGGCUGAGAGGUGUCUUCUAGAAGAAUUUCGGCAGACAGGUUUGGUAACUUACGAAUCACAAUUACAGCCAUUAUGGGUUUUUGCGAUGCCCCCCCGAACAGCUGCGUUGUUCCGGCCAAUGGGUCAACGACUCUCAACUGCAAGCAUUUUUUUCCUUUCAUAAACAACGAUAAUCAUUCUUUUAGUUAAAUACUUAUUUUUUCUCGAAUAGCUUUAUGUAAAUGUAGUCCAUACUCUUGACAGCCCCUCACUCCGUUUUCAACUUAGUUUUAAACAAUGACUUUAUUGUUAAAAUAAAUUUAAAAUAUGUAUUAUUAAGGAAAUAAAAUAAACAUGAACAAAAGAACAUGAAAAAAA